AUGGCGUUUUCAACAGCGUCCCCCUAUGAGGAAUCAAAUGUGUCCUGCGAGAUCGGCACUGGUGCAAGCCUUGUUCUGACUGCCAGUGCCUCGGAUCUAGUGGUCCCUGUCGCCGAGGAAUAUCAUGUCCAGGAAUAUCUGUCCAAGCGUACGGCGCUUCUGGCAGAAGAGAAGAUGCUUAGGCACGACUUUGCAUUUAAGUUGUCGAUGUCUCCCAAAGUGCACCAAGCCGCAGCAAUCGUAUCGCGCAUCCGUGCCCAAGAGAUCCAGAACUUGCGUCUCAAUUCUGUCGAGGGGUCUCGCCUUCAGAUGAUGACCACGCAGCUAUACCAGCGAAUACAGGACAUGCCCAAGGGGGCAUUAUUGCAUGCCCCUUUGGAACAAAUGGUGGAAGUGGACUGGCUUAUUGAUCGCAUGUUCACUGAGAAUGACUCCGGCAAUGCUGCGUCAUGUAUGGUGAUCUUCUUACCCAAUGCGGAUCGCCAAGAACAACAACAUCCGUCUAUUGCAUUGAGAUUUCUCGGCCCAGAUACGCUUCGGAAACUACCCAUCUGUUUUGCUUCGGAAUCUGUAUGGACUGAGACUCGUGAUAAGCUAGUUCUCUGCCCACUGAAAGAGGCUGCCCAGUACUUUCCUUGCGGCGGACAGACCGGGUUCAAAGCAUUCCUCCAGCAAACCUGGGAAAGUACCCUCACCACCCGUGCAGAUUCCGCUCCAGGAUCUGCAGCCUCUUGUUCUUUCCUCUCUAUCCUGCUGUAUGACCCGAUCCUACGCACAGCAGUGAGGUAUGUGUCUCAAAAGCUUCGUCAAGCGCAUUUCAGCUACGCAGAGCUCCGAUUGACUCUCCCAAAUGAUGACCUUUGCUCGGACGUGGACAACCCAGUCCAUUGGCACCGCAUCUGCCAUAUCAUCCAGGAAGAAAUUGACAUCAGUCAACGAGAUCCCACUACGCCUUUGAUUCGUCUCAUCUGGACCUCCCCUCUGAAUCCAAACAGUGAGAACAUCCGCAAGGGCAUGGAACACUGCAUGCUCGCCAAAAAGUCAUUCCCACGUUUGAUAUGCGGGUACGAUUUCGUUCAGCGUCAGCACAGUCAGCCCUUGCUGGAUUUACUGCCGCUGAUCCUCGGAUUCCAGCAAAUGACGCACAGCGAGCGCGUGAACAUUCCACUGGGUUUCGAUGUUGGGGGAUGUCUGAGACGAUGGCUGCGUUGA
Molecule: messenger RNA, 1212 nt
Organism: Penicillium maclennaniae
Lineage: Eukaryota; Fungi; Ascomycota; Eurotiomycetes; Eurotiales; Aspergillaceae
Exons: 2
Coding region: 1-1212 (403 amino acids)
Source: RefSeq, a predicted model, not a curated record